Molecule: messenger RNA, 3504 nt
Organism: Cuculus canorus (common cuckoo)
Lineage: Eukaryota; Metazoa; Chordata; Aves; Cuculiformes; Cuculidae
Gene: PALMD
Product: palmdelphin
Exons: 9
Coding region: 262-1962 (566 amino acids)
Biological process (GO): regulation of cell shape
Cellular component (GO): cytoplasm; membrane
Source: RefSeq, a predicted model, not a curated record
CCCUUAGAUGUUAACUGAUUUAUCAGAGGAAAACACUUUAGCACAUAUUUCUUAGCCCCACCAUGGAUAUUUCCAAAACAUCUUUUUCCGUCUGUUUUUCUUAACCUCACAAAAGAAGGACAAACUUCACCUGGGUGGAUAUGUGCAUGAAUAAAGCACAAUAACAGAGAAUCAAAAGGAUUUAUUAUCUCAGACCGUACUUCUUUCAGUCCUCUAUCCUGUUGUCAUUUGCAAAGUGGUAGUGAUAAAUGUGACAUCAAAAUGCAGUCUGAUGCUUUGGUUUCUGAACAUCAAAGACAAAGAAGAAUGGAGGAAGCCGAAUUGCUGAAAGAAAGAUUCCAGGCCAUAACAGACAAAAGAAAGCUUCAAGAAGAAAUUACACAGAAACGUCUAAAAGUGGAAGAGGAAAAAAUGAAACACCAACAUUUAAAGAAAAAGGCCUUGCGAGAAAAAUGGCUCUUAGACGGUCUUAGUUCUCUCACUCCAAAAGAGCAAGAAGAAAUGCAAAAGCAGAACUGGGAGGAUCAACAACGGACUCGUGAGCUGGAACAAGGCAUUUUCAGACUGGAGAAGGAAAUCGAGGCUCUGGAAAGAGAGGAAAUGGAAGUCUCAGCUAAGGAAGAAGCAAUUUUAAAGAAACUUAAGUCUGUUGAGAAAACAACAGAAGACAUAAUAAAGUCUGUGAAGACUGAAAAAGCAGGAAUUGAAAAAGAGGCAGCAGACUACAUAUACGCCAGCAUCCCUGACCUUCCCAAGUAUUUCAGGCCUUCUGCCCUGAGAAGCACGGCACAUGCUGCCACCGAUGAUGAAGAAAAGAGAAAAGCAUUGUUUGCCAUGGAAAUUAAAGUUGAAAAAGACAUGAAGACAGGAGAAAACACAGUGUUAUCAACAAUACCUCUUCCCUCAAAGGAGUUUAAAGAAACAGGAAUUAAAGUCUAUGAUGAUGGCAGGAAGUCAGUCUAUGCAGUGCCCUCAAAUGGCAGCACAACACAAAAUGGGAUGGAUGAACUUGCUCCUGUUGAGGUGGAGGACCUGCUACGGCAAGCAACUGAAAAAAAUUCCCAGUCUCCCACAGAGUAUCAUGAGCCUGUGUUUGCAAACAAAUUUUGCAGGCCAGUUACUCCUCAGAAAGACAAAUUAGACCCUGGACCAAAACUGGAAGACACUCACAGAAGAGAGAUGAAUGGAUUUAGCAGUCAUCAGACAGAAUUCUCUUCCAGAACAGAGCCUUUUAUGCAGCAACACAGAGAGAAUGGGCUUGAUCUUCCAAAGGUAAUACAGCCAAAACCUCCCUCUCCAGUACUUUCCCAUUCAGAGAAGAAAGUGCACACUAAGCCUGAGAAUAGAAUGAUAUAUAAUGAAGAAAAAAAAGCUGCACAUGAGGAAUUAAAGCCUUACCAAAAUACAGGAGAAAGACACGAUGAAACGAGAUCAAGUCCCUGCCAUCUUAAUGAAACUUCCCCUGCACCUCAGGGUGGGGAAGAUGUUCAGUACAACAUUGUCCAAGCUGUACCAUGUUAUGUGGAUGAUUCUGAACCAGUAACGAUGAUUUUCAUGGGUUAUCAGCGCGUUGAUGAUGACGAUGCAGAAGCACACCAAAAUCUGUCACGAUAUGAUGGGGUUAUCCGUGCAGAAUUAGUUAUCAUUGAUGAUGAUGAUGAAGAUGAAAGCAAAUCUGAGAAACCAGCAUAUCAUCCCAUAGGCCACUAUAGUCAGGUUUAUCAGCCACCAAACAGGAAAAUAACAGAAGUCCCACAGAUGAACCCUGUGAGCAGUCUGGGCACGAGCCUGAACAAUGUACCCCACAAAAAUUCCAUCUCCCUGAGAGAACAAGAGGAACGCUUAAGCUCACCAACACACUAUGCUCACCUUCAGAGCCAGGUAUCUGGAGAUGGUACCGAAGAUCCCUCGCUAACAGCUCUGAGGAUGAGAAUGGCAAAGCUGGGGAAAAAGGUGAUUUAACAGCUAUAAUAACAUGGAAGUAAAUUUUACUACUCAAAGCAGAAUAAAGCUAAGAAGCGUUUCUUCAACACAGCUUUUUUGGAUCAUAAUGCUUGUUUUGCUCCUCUGUUUUAUGCAUAUGGGUAAUUUUGCCCUCUGCAUAAUCCAAUGGACUUUAACAGACUUCUAGAUUUGACCAACUGUCACAGACACAAAUCACAUCCUGGAUUUUGCUGAAAGUAGUGGAAAGUUACCCAAGACCAUAAAUGCAGCAUAUUCAAGUACGAAGAUAUGUGCAUACCUAUUCCCACAAUCAGGAAUACGUUGUUGCUAUAUAAACAGAGCAGAUAAACAUCCAGCUCCAGGGAACUUCACAGGACAUUGUUUCACUUCAAAGUGUGCCAAUCUACCUGAAAAUGCCAUCCCAGCAUUUUUUCUGGUGAAAGCACUGGUUAAUAAAAAACUAAACAUGAGAGACAGGAGGAAGAGGAAAUGUAAAUAUAUAAGCCGGUUUCUAAGCAUACCACCUUGGCCAAAAUUUAAAGCAUUCCUUUCUAAGCAACAGCAAACCAACCCAAAAUAUAGUAAAAUCAAUAUUUAAACAUACAGCUACCUUGUAGAGCUCCACAGCCCACCCCCCUCCUGUUUUAGAUACGACAGUAUAGCCACCCUCAGACUCUGCUCCCUUCUCCACAUCACAUAAAUACUGCCCACCCAUAACCUCGCAGACUGAUCCUGUGCACAACACUACAAGCAGCCUGACCACCCAAGUCUGCUUUCACCUCAUAGAUAGCUCAAAAAGUCCUGCUUUCCCAGGAAACUGGUUGCCAGACAGGCUGUCCAACAAAAAAAAAAAAAAAUUAAAAAAAAUAAAAUAAAUUUUAAAAAGUGCUUAGUACACAGAUGUCAGUUGGCCAAAGAGCUAAAAUUUUUGCAAGCUCCUGUCAGAAAUAUUGAGUUGCCAAAGGCUUGUCCUGCAGCUGCAACCAAAGGGCUGCAAGAGGGGCAGCCACUGCCGGUCACAGCUACCCAGCAAGGUCCAAGGUUCCCAUCAAGGACCAGGUUCAUUCCUUCCACAUGCAGAAGAAGCCAAGGGCCUUAAAGCAGCCAUAAGUUACAGGUACACCAAGAAAAUCAGAUGCAAGUCAGAUAUUACAUAGUUCUUUGAGGGGGAAUAGGUGUAGGAAGUGCCUCAUAGCACUACAUCCUUAUACUCAAAUAAAUACAAUCGCUUUAUUUCGAUAGCUCUUAGACUGAAUCAUUAAACAGAGAAAGCUCAGGUUGUGUUAUUCUAGUAUGGCUGAUUCAAAUUACACACCAGCAAAAAAAAACCACCACAAUUUUUGCUGGUCUUCCUUGUUUCAAAGUGGGAAACUGAAGCUACUACCUCAUACUGAGGCACGAUGGCCACAAUCAGCUGACUUAAAGCCCCUGAACGCUUCGUGGCUCCCAGGCUGAAGUGGGUGAUGGUCUCAAAUUUUAGGACUUGUCAGAGUUGAUUACCUGGAAAGUGGAAUAUUGAGGGGGAAAAAAAAAAAAAGCAAAUAAAUUAAUUGAACUAUA